Brachypodium distachyon (stiff brome) is the source of this 372-nucleotide messenger RNA. The record is from the annotation of a RefSeq genome assembly. NCBI's taxonomy places the organism in Eukaryota, Viridiplantae, Streptophyta, Magnoliopsida, Poales, Poaceae.
AUGAUUCAACCUCAGACCCUUUUAAAUGUAGCAGAUAAUAGUGGAGCUCGAAAAUUGAUGUGUAUUCGAGUCAUAGGAACUGCUGGUAAUCAGCGAUAUGCUCGUAUUGGUGAUGUUAUUGUUGCUGUAAUCAAAGACGCAGUGCCCCAAAUGCCUCUAGAAAGAUCCGAAGUAAUUCGAGCUGUAAUUGUACGUACAUGUAAAGAGUUCAAAUGUGAAGACGGUAUAAUAAUCCGCUAUGAUGACAAUGCAGCGGUUAUAAUUGAUCAAAAAGGAAAUCCAAAAGGAACUCGAGUUUUUGGGGCGAUCACCGAGGAAUUGAGAGAAUUGAAUUUUACCAAAAUAGUUUCAUUAGCUCCUGAAGUAUUAUAA